AAAUAGUUUCUGAUUUCUGCAGCUCUCGAAGCUCGUCGUCGAUCUGUUCUUCACGUUUGUCGAUUAAUAGCUUUCUCUCACGAUUUUCUUCGCCUCCCGAUUGUUUGUUCCCUCGGUUAAUUUUGGAGGGAGAAGAUUUGAGGAGUUGGAAAAGAGGGAAAGAAGUUUUGUGAAGUAGGAGCAUCGAUAGCCCCGAGAAAAAGGGGAGAUAACUAGGGUUUGUGAUAAGUUGGAGAAUUCGGAGGAAAUUGUGGGGACUUCCAUGGGCGAUGGAGUUGCGUGCAUGCCUUUGCAGCAGCAUCAACAUCAGCAUAUCAUGGAGAUGUUUCCAGUUACAGAAAAAUCUCUUUGUCCCAACAAUGAGCUCACUUCAAAGCCUGUUAAUAUCAAAGACAACGCAGAGCAGCAACAGCAGCAGCAGAAGCAAGCAACAGGAAUCACAACAGCAGCUGCCGCGAAAGAAGAAAAAACUGGUUAAGGUUAAGAAAGUAGUGGUGGUAAAGAAGAAGGUGUUAGUGGGAUCGACAGCAGCAGCAGCAGCAACAUCAAAGAAGAGUGAAUUGGUAGUUAAAGCAAAGAGUGAAGCGGGACUGAAAGGCAGUAAAGAUAUCGAUAAAGGUGAGAAUUCUGGGCAGGAGGAGGAAGUGGAAGAAGGUGAAUUGGGGACUUUGAAGUGGCCUGGAGAAGGGGAGAAUGGGGAGGUUGGGACUGACAAGUCAAAGAGUGGGGAAAUUGGGAAGGGAGAGAUUGCUAGUGAGAAAUGUAGGAAGGCAGAAGUAGUGAAGGAAGAUAUUGUUUCUGAGGUGAAAGUAGAGCCGGAGAAAGGGGAAACAGUAUCUAAAGAAAAAGGGGAGGUGAUGAAUGGAGGCAUUGUUACAGGUAAAUGGAGAAAAGGGGAUGUGGGGAAGGGGGAGAUGGCUAUGGAAAAAGGAAGGAAAGGGGAACCUGAAAAGGGAGAAUUUGGGUCAUGGCGAUGUGCCAAAGAUGACCUAGAAAAAGGAGAAUUCAUUCCUGAUAGAUGGCAUAAGGGGGACUUAAUGAAAGAUGAGUACAGUUACAGUAAAUAUCGGAAGUAUGAGUUCGGAAAAGAAAGAAGCUGGAAAUAUGAAAUGGAACGUACACCACCUUCUGGAAAGUACUCAAUUGAUGAUCUUCAUCACAGGAAGGAAUUCAGUAGAAGCACUGCGCAUAGCAAAAGUUCUUCCAGAUGGGAAACUAGCCUGGAAAAGACUUCUAGAAUCAGUUCAAAGAUUGUGGAUGAGGAAGGCUUGUAUAAGAGUGAGUACAGCAAUGGUAAGAACCAGGGGCGAGAGUACCCUUCUUCUGGUAAUAAUAGGUUGAAGCGGCAUGGUACUGAUUUAGAUAGCAGUGACCGCAAGCAUUAUGGAGAUUAUGGGGACUAUGCAAGUUCAAAAUGCCGGAAGCUCUCUGAUGAUUUUGGUCGGUCCCACCCAGAGCUCUAUACACGCUGCUCUGUUGAGAAGUUCUAUAGAAAUUCUUCUUCAUCAAGAAUGUCUUCAUUGGAGAAGUACUCUUCAAGACAUCAUGAAUCCUCUUUGUCAUCUAGGGUUGUUAAUGAUAAGCGUGGGCGAAGUCCGGGAUAUCCUGAGCGGUCCCCACAUGACAGGAUCAGGAAUUAUGAUCAUAGGGACCGGAGCCCAAUUCGACGUGAGAGAUCCCCUUGGGACAGAUCCCCAUAUGCUCUUGAGAAAUCCCCAUAUACUCGUGAUAGAUCCCUGUAUGCUCACGAGAGAUCCCCAUAUGAUCGAAGCCAUCACUAUGAUCAUAGAAACAGAAGUCCUAUUAAUGCAGGGCGUUCCCCAGAGGAUCGAGCUAGAUUUCAUGAUCGUAGAGACCGGACCCCCACCUAUAUGGAACAGUCUCCCCAUGAUCGGAAUAAGACCAAAAAUCAAAGAGAGACAAGUAAAAAAGGUGCCUCAAAUGAGAAACGUGUCUCACAAUAUGGUUCUAAAAGGCAAGAAGAUAAAGUCAGUCGGAGGGAUCAUACUGGAAGAGACUCACAUUCCUCAGCUAAGGAUCCUCAAGAUAGAACCAGUGUGCUCAAUUUAAAUGAAUCAGAUGAAAAAAAUGGUGUGUGUGAGUCCAAUAAAGAAGAUCAAUCCCCAAGUCCCAGUGUAAAUCGCCAAGAACCUCCUCUUAUUAAUGGGGCACCUCCCGAAGAGCUGCAAUCAAUGGAAGAAGAUAUGGACAUAUGUGACACACCACCUCACAUUCCUGUGGUGGCCGAGUCUGCCAUUGGUAAAUGGAUUUAUCUUGAUGCUUUUGGUAUUGAACGCGGGCCUUCAAAAUUAUGUGACCUUAAGGAACUUGUGGAAGAAGGGGUUCUUUUGUCUGAUCAUUUGAUCAAGCAUUUGGAUAGUGAUAGGUGGGUGACCGUUGAAAAUGCAGCUUCUCCCUUGUUGACUGUGAGUUUCCCAUCCAUUGUAUCUGACACAGUAACGCAGCUAGUUAGCCCUCCUGAAGCUCCUGGUAACCUACUGAUAGAAACUGGAGAUCCCAGGGCAUUAGGCGCUCACAGUGGUGAUGAGACCUUGAUGAACUUCCAAGAUGACAGUGCAGCUGCAACUUAUUCCUUAGAAGAUCUUCACAUUGAUGAAAGGGUUGAAGCUCUGAUGGACGGUAUUGACAUUAUCCCUGGCAAGGAGCUUGAAAUAGUUGGAGAAGCUCUGCAAAUGACCUUUGAUGAUGCAGAAUGGGAAGGGCGGGGAAAUUUUGAUGGUUUCACGUGGCUUUUGAGUUGCACAGGGGAUCAACAUGAUAAAGUAACUGAUGAAUUAUCUAGCUACUCUGACAUCAACUCAAAGGAUGCUGCAGAGCCCAGAGUUGCUGCAAUAUCCGACUGUUCCUCUUGUGGCGACUCUAUUGAAUGGUUUUCUGGUCGAUGGUCAUGCAAGGGUGGGGACUGGAAGAGGAAUGAGGAAGCUACUCAGGAUAGAUCUAGAAAAAAACUCGUUCUUAAUGAUGGUUACCCUUUAUGUCAUAUGCCAAAGUCAGGGUAUGAGGACCCUCGCAGGCAUAUGAAAGAUGAUCUGUACCAUCCUUCUCAUAGCAAAAGGCUUGACCUCCCUCCUUGGGCUUUCUUGGUUUCAGAAGAGAGAAAUAAUGAUAAACCCUCUGCUGUGAGAGGAGUUAAGGGAACCAUGCUUCCAGUUGUAAGGAUAAAUGCAUGUGUGGUUCAGGAUCAGGGCUCAUUUGUAUCUGCACCUCGCACAAAAGCUCGAGUGAAAGAGAGACAUUCUUCAAGAUCUGCCCGGUCACACUCUACAACUGGUGAUAUCAAGAAAUCAUCUGCAGAAAGUGAUUCAUUAUCAAAAGCUGUUAAUGACCAAUGCUUGAAACGAUCGUGGAAGUUGUUUGCAUCCAUUAAUACUCCUAAAGACCAUGUUUGUACUGUUGAUGAGUUGCAGUUACACUUGGGUGAGUGGUUCUACCUUGAUGGUGCUGGGCAUGAAAGGGGACCUUCAUCAUUUUCUGAACUUCAGGUUUUGCUAGAUCAAGGAGUUAUUCCAAAACAUAGCAGCGUAUUUCGUAAAAAUGAUCAAGUUUGGGUUCCAAUCACCUCGGCUGCUGGGAGUCUUGAAGCCACUACAUGGAAUCAGCCUAAGAAUGCUGCACCAUCUGCCGAUUCUUCUGGAAAUCUACUUUUAGAUUCACAAGGUGUCACUGUUAGUGAUAAUAAUGCAAGUUCCAGUUCAUUUCACAGGCUACACCCACAAUUCGUUGGAUAUACCUGUGGGAAGCUUCAUGAAUUGGUAAUGAAAUCGUUUAAGAGUCGGGAAUUUGUUGCAGCCAUAAAUGAGGUUUUAGACCCAUGGAUUAGUGCAAAACAGCCAAAGAAAGAAAUGGACAAGCAUAUUUAUCAGAAAACAGAUAGUGGAAAACGAGCACGGAUUAUGGUUAAUGGAAGCGAAGAGGAGUAUGACAUUGAAGAUGAGUUGCAGUCAAUCCAAAAGGGUGAGCUUCCAUUUGAAGAUUUAUGUGGUGAUGCAACCUUCCAUGACCAAGAGAGUGCUUGUUCCAUUAGUGAGAUGGGGAGCUGGGGCUUGUUGGACGGUCUUGUGCUGGCACGAGUCUUCCAUUUCUUGAGAUCUGACAUGAAAUCCCUUGCCUUUGCUUCUUUGACUUGUAAACACUGGAGAAGUGCUGUCAGGUUUUACAAGGGGAUUGCAAGGCAGGUUGACUUGUCAUCUCUUGGUCCUAGUUGCAGUAACUCUAUAGUGCAGAAAAUCAUGAAUUGUUAUGACAAAGAAAAGAUAAAUUCCAUGAUUCUAGUAGGUUGCACAAGCAUAAGUACAAGCACACUUGAAGAAGUUCUUCGUGUUUUUCCUAGUUUAUCUUAUCUAGAUGUUAGAGGUUGCGGCCAGUUUGAGGAAUUGAUGGUCAAAUUUCCCAAUUUGAAGUGGUUCAAGAGCAGAAGUUUGCAUGCUAUGACGAUCUUGGAUGAUUCUAACUCUAAAAUAAGGAAUCUGAAACAAAUUACUGAGAAAACUUCAGCUGGCCUUAAAACAGGCCUGGGGAAUGCUAUAGAUGAUUUUGGUGAAUUGAAGAGCUAUUUUGAAAGCGUUGAUAGAAGAGACUCUGCAAACCAAUUAUUUCGCCAAAGUUUAUAUAGGCGUUCAAAGUUAUUUGAUGCCAGGAAGUCCUCCUCCAUUUUAUCCAGGGAAGCUCGUAUCAGGAGAUGGGCCAUUAAAAAAUCUGAAAAUGGGUACAAGCGAAUGGAGGAAUUCCUUGCUUCUAGUAUACGGGAUAUCAUGAAGGAGAAUACAUCUGAUUUUUUUGUGCCCAAGGUUGCACUAAUUGAGGAAAAAAUGAAAAAUGGUUAUUACAUUGGACAUGGUCUAGGUUUUGUUAAAGAGGACAUCAGCCGGAUGUGCAAGGAUGCAAUAAAAGCAAAGAAUUGUAGUGGUGCUCGAGACAUGAACCGCAUAAUUACUUUAUUUAUCCAGCUUGCCACACGUUUAGAAGAGGGUGCUAAGAUUACUUCCUCUUAUGAAAGAGAUGAAUUGCUAAGGUCUUGGAAAGAUGACUCAUCAACUGGGUUCUCAAGGUACAAGAAGAAAUUUGGUAAGGCAGUCACUGAAAGGAGGUACAUGAACAAGAGCAAUGGCACUUCUUUUUCUAACGGUGUUUUUGAUUAUGGGGAAUAUGCAUCUGAUAGAGAAAUUAGAAAGCGGUUGUCCAAACUUAAUAGGAGAUCUCUUGACUCAGAAAGUGAAACAUCUGAUGAACUUGAUCACUCCUCUGACGAUGGAAAAAGUGAGAGCGAGAUUGAGAGUACAACUUCAGAUACAGAGAGUGAAUUGGAUUUCAAGCCUGAAGGUCGGUCUGUAGAGUCGAGAGGGGAUGGAUACUUCAUGGCUGAUGAUAGUUUUGAUUCUAUGACUGAUGAUCGUGAAUGGGGUGCUCGCAUGACCAAAGCCAGUUUGGUUCCCCCUGUCACUAGGAAAUAUGAUGUCAUCGAUCAGUAUAUUGCUGUAGCUGACGAGGAGGAUGUGCGGCGUAAGAUGCAGGUAUCCUUGCCAGAGGACUAUGAUGAGAAGCUGAAUGCUCAGAAAACUGGCACUGAGGAGUUGGAUAUGGAACUUCCUGAAGUCAAAGAUUAUAAACCCAGAAAAGAGCUUGGAGAUGAAGUUAUAGAGCAAGAAGUUUAUGGAAUUGAUCCUUAUACUCACAACCUUUUACUUGAUUCCAUGCCUGGCGAGUUGGAAUGGCCUUUAGAGGACAAGCAAUCUUUUAUCGAAGAUGUUCUCCUUCGAAAUCUGAAUAAGCAAGUUAGACACUUCACAGGCACUGGGAACACUCCAAUGAUGUAUCCCUUGAAGUCCGUUGUAGAAGAAAUUAAAAGAGUUGCUGAGGUGGACUGUGAUAAACGAACAAUGAAAAUGUGUCUAAGUAUACUGAAAGCCAUUGAUGCUCGUCCUGAUGACAAAUAUGUUGCUUACCGAAAGGGUCUGGGUGUUCUUUGCAACAAGGAAGGUGGUUUUAGAGAAGAAGAUUUUGUUGUAGAGUUUUUGGGAGAGGUUUAUCCUGUUUGGAAAUGGUUUGAGAAGCAAGAUGGUAUACGGAUAUUGCAGAAUAACAGCAAGGAUCCAGCUCCUGAGUUUUACAACAUCUACCUUGAGAGGCCAAAGGGUGAUGCUGCUGGAUACGAUUUAGUUGUUGUUGAUGCCAUGCACAAGGCAAAUUAUGCGAGUCGAAUUUGUCAUUCUUGUCACCCUAAUUGUGAAGCCAAAGUUACUGCUGUAGAUGGUCAGUACCAAAUUGGAAUCUAUGCUCUACGUCCAAUACGAUAUGGCGAGGAGAUUACAUUUGAUUAUAACUCCGUUACAGAGAGCAAGGAAGAAUAUGAGGCAUCUGUCUGUCUCUGUGGUAGUCAAGUUUGCCGUGGCAGCUACUUGAAUUUGACCGGUGAAGGUGCAUUUCAGAAGGUACUGAAGGAGUGGCAUGGUAUACUGGAUCGACAACAGCUAAUGCUGGAAGCUUGUGAACUAAAUUCUGUAUCUGAAGAAGAUUACCUUGAGCUAGGGAGGGCUGGCCUAGGCAGCUGUUUACUUGGUGGAUUGCCUGAUUGGUUGGUUGCAUACUCAGCUCGAGUGGUGAGGUUUAUAAAUUUUGAGAGAACAAAGCUCCCUGAGCAAAUUUUAAGGCAUAAUUUGGAAGAGAAGAGGAAAUACUGUAUAGAUAUAUCUCUUGAUGCAGAGAGGAACGAUGCUGAGAUUCAGGCUGAGGGCGUCUAUAACCAGAGGCUUCAGAAUUUGGCUAUAACCCUUGACAAGGUGAGGUAUGUUAUGAGAUGCGUGUUUGGUGACCCCAAAAAGGCUCCACCUCCCAUAGAGAGGCUCAGUCCUGAGGAAGCUGUAUCAUUUCUCUGGAAAGGUGAGGGAUCACUUAUUGAGGAGCUUCUUCAGUGCAUGGCUCGCCAUGUGGAAGAGGAAAUACUCAAUGAUUUGAGGUCCAAGAUUCAAGCCCAUGACUCAUCAUGGUCUGACAACAUUCUUGAAGAACUUCAGCGAUCUUUGUUAUGGUUGAGGGACGAGGUUCGGAAUCUUCCGUGUACAUAUAAGUGCCGACAUGAUGCCGCUGCUGACUUAAUCCAUAUUUAUGCUUACACAAAGUGCUUCAUAAGAGUUCGGGAAUACAAAGCAGUAACUUCUCCCCCAGUCUACAUUAGUCCUCUUGACCUGAGCCCCAAGUACUCCGACAAGUUCACAGGUCUUCAGGAAUAUUGCAAGACAUAUGGUGAAAAUUAUUGUUUGGGGCAGCUGAUAUUUUGGUAUAACCAGACUAGUGUCGAUCCAGAUAGCAGCCUGUUUAGAGUAAGUCGGGGUUGCUUGUCAUUACCUGAUAUUGGUUGCUUCUAUUCCAAGGUUCAGAAGCCAUCAAAGCAUCGUGUUUAUGGCCCAAAGACUGUCAAAUUUAUGCUGUCCUGGAUGGAGAAGCAACCCCAUAGACCAUGGCCCAAGGACCGAAUAUGGACAUUCAAAACUAGUCCGAAAAUCUUAGGCAGUCCGAUGCUAGAUGCAGUCUUAUAUAAUAGUUCACUGGAUAGAGAGAUGAUGCAAUGGUUGAAGCAUAGACCAGCAAAAUUCCAUGCAAUGUGGGAUCGAUGAGACAAUUUGUUGUAGGGGUUUUGAGUCUUAGUGGGGAGCAGUUAGGAUUAUUAUUAUUAUUAUUAUUAGCCAAUACGUCUGUAAAUGUUUUUGGAAUGAUUCGGCAAUUUUAGCUUUUGGCAGCUACCCUUUCCCCUUUAGAGUGGUAGUUGGGGCAAUCAUUUCAAAACACCAUUUCUUGUGCCCCUUCUUUUCUCUUAUCAUUCUUAUGUACAGUUUUCAUCUUGAUUUUUGUAAUUCUUUUCGUUUAGAAAGGUCUUUGUUUCCUUC
Molecule: messenger RNA, 7901 nt
Organism: Hibiscus syriacus
Lineage: Eukaryota; Viridiplantae; Streptophyta; Magnoliopsida; Malvales; Malvaceae
Product: histone-lysine N-methyltransferase ATXR3-like
Exons: 21
Coding region: 270-7631 (2453 amino acids)
Molecular function (GO): protein binding
Source: RefSeq, a predicted model, not a curated record